AUGGGCAGCGUGGUCGAGGAUGCUCUCGUUACAGAGGCAGACAUCACAGAUGAUGUGCCUACCAGCUCGCGUCAGCUGAGCUCUUGGCUGCGGCGCACGCGGCAAAACAAGAUCCGGAAGGUGGUUCGUGAAGUUUACCUGAGGGACGACAUCGUUCCGGAGCCCUUCGAGGGAGCAGAUCAGGUGCUGGUUCUGGACACCAACAUCGUAUUGCAUCAGAUCGAUCUCAUCGCUGAGGAUGAGUGUGUGAACCAUGUGGUGGUUCCAUACACCGUUCUGCAGGAGGUCAGGCACAGAAACAUGGGAAUCUAUGCCCGACUUCGAGCUCUGUGUCGCGUCGAGACAGGUGAUGCGAAGCAAGACCAAGCGGUCGAAGCCGAGCUGAACGAAGAACCCGCACCUCCCAGCAACGCGAGGAGAGGAGUUGGAGAUCGCGAGAAGGCCAAGGAGAUGGCCUCGGCAAGAAAUGCGCGUCAGUUCUACGUGUUUCCCAACGAGUUCUUCCGGGAAACCUAUGUGGAACGCGCUCCGCAGGAAUCUCAGAAUGACAGAAACGAUCGAGCGAUCCGUCGUGUGGCCCACUGGUACCGGCGGCACAUCGUCGGUCCUGAGGUCCUUCUGCUUACCGAUGAUCGGGCCUGCAAAGCCAAAGCCGUCUCAGAUGGCCUCGUGGCCUUUCGGGCAGCUGAGUUUGUGGAGAGGAUGCGCGGGAAGUUCCCGGAAGCCGGCGAGAAGUUAGCCCUUCGAGAUGACGAGGACGAGGGCCCGGCGCCUGCUGCCGCGGCGGCCGCUGCCCAGGGCCGGGGCGUGAAGCGCAGCAGGGAGCCCUUGGUCAAGUCCACAGAUGGCUCGGUGUACCCGGCCCAUUUGAAGGCCAGCGAGGUCGAGCGGGGCUUAAAGGAGAGGCGCCUCUUUCAAGGCGUCUUGCGCAUGCACAUGAACACCUGCAUGCACGGCACGGUGACUUGCGGUGGAACGGAAGAGAUGGAGGUCUCGGGUCGGCUGGCGCUCAACCGGGCCAUUGACGGUGAUGUCGUCGUGGUCGAAAAAGUGGAGAGCGCCGAAGUGCUGGAGCGAGCUGACAAGCGCCUCCGCUUGGAGGUCGCAGACCCCGACUUUGGAGUCUCGGGCUCCGCCCCCUCUGCAGCAGACGAGAUCAAGGAGAUGCAAGCGCAGAAGGCCCAAGAAACGGGGCCCCAAACGUCCUCAGAUCGGCCCAAGGGCCGGGUGGUGGGGAUCCUGAAGCGCAACUGGCGCGAGUACUGCGGCACCUUGAGGCCCCUGCAUGCCGAGAGGCAGCAGGAGCAUGGGCCGGGUACCUACAACAAGUCCGAUCGCGUGUUCAUCCCAGCCGAUGCAAGGCUGCCCAAUAUCAUGAUUCAGACCCGGCACUCGGUGAAUUUGGACAACAAGCGCAUCGUUGUCGUGCUGGAUGGCUGGGACCGAUUCAGCCAUCAUCCGUCGGGACACUGGACCAAGAUUCUGGGAGACGUAGGGGACAGAUCCGUCGAGAGCAUGGUGAUCCUCCACGAGCAUGGCGUCAUUACCCGUGAGUUCAGCGAAGCGGUGUACCGCUGCCUCCCCGCCGCGGACUGGCAACCGGGCCCCGAGGAUCUGAAAGGCCGAGAAGAUCUUCGAGGCAUCUGUGUCUGCUCCGUGGACCCUCCCGGUUGCAAAGACAUCGAUGAUGCCGUAUCUUGCGAACCUUUGCCAAACGGCAACUACCGUGUUGGGGUCCACAUCGCGGAUGUCACACAUUUCGUGCACCCCGGAACGGCAAUCGACAACGAGGCGGCAGAGAGGUGCACCACAGUUUACCUCGUGGAACGACGCACGGAUAUGCUGCCAGGCUUGCUUACCACAGACAUCUGCUCUCUGCGGGCCCAGGUGGAGCGCCUGACUUUCUCUGUUCUCUGGGAGAUGACACCAGAAGCAGAAGUCGUCGACACCAAGUUCUGCAAGGCCAUCAUCAAGUCCCGGGCGGCCCUCUCCUACGCAGAGGCGCAGGGGCGGAUCGACGACCCCAAGGACAACUCGGAGAUCACCAGGAUCCUCAGGACGCUGCUGAAGCUCACGCGCCAGAUCCGGGCCCGGCGGGUGGAGAACGGGGCCCUGGAGUUGGCCUCCCAGGAGGUGCGCUUUGAGCUGGACAGCGAGACGCAGGAUCCCACGGAUGUCGCAGAGUACCAGCAGCGCGAGACCAACAAGCUGAUUGAGGACUGUCAGACUUUCCGUAGGUUUGAGCAAGGAGGGCGCAGUGGUCGCCCUGAUCUUUUGCCCAUGGAGGCCCUUCAUUCUGCACUGAAGCAGGGUGCCAUACAUGUCGGUGUUGUGCUCUUUGAUGACUACGAGAUGUUGGACGUUUAUGGCCCUUUAGAGCUGCUGGCAGGCUGUUCGGUUCUCCCAAGCGGACCAUCCCGUGGUAAGGUGAAGCUGUCCUUCGUUUCUUCAGAAACCUCCGGAGCUGUGAGGCCAAAGGACGGACCCUUGACCCUGACGGACAUGAACAUCAAUGAGACUGACUGCAAGUUCGACGUGCUCUUUAUUCCAGGCGGCAUGGGCACCCGCAGGUUAUCAAAGAACGCCGAGUUUCUUGCGAAGCUCGGAAGGCUUUCAGAGAAGGCCUCUCUUGUCAUGACGGUCUGCACGGGCUCCCUACUUCUGGCGGCCACCGGGCUUCUGGACGGCAAGUCGGCCACGACCAACAAGAUGGCCUUUGAGGAGAUCCAGAGAUCGCAUCCCAAGGUGGAGUGGAAGAGGUCGGCGCGCUGGUGCGUGGACGGCAAGUUUUACACCUCCUCCGGAGUCGCUGCAGGCAUUGAUCUCACGCACUUCUUCGUAGAAGAGCUCUUCGGCGCUAAAGUUGCAAAGCAGACCAGCAAGCUGGCGGAGUACGUGCACCAAAGCGAUCCCGAGAACGACCCCUUCACCAGUGUGGCGCCCUCCACGCCCCAAAGCAACCCCUUCGGCCGAACGCUCUCCCUGGUCCUGGUGGUCUACGACCAGUUUGAGAUGCUGGACACCUUUGGGCCCCUGGAGAUGUUCGCCAUGACCAACAAGAUCCUGGAGGCGGCGGGCCAGGUCCCCGCCUUCAAGCUGACCCUGGUCUCCGAGGACAAGAGGACCUCCUCCUUCGGGGGCCCGGUCUUCGAGUCGGAUGUGGUGGUCAGCAAAGGCGCGUCCUCCGAGCUGAGCUUCGAGGGCCCGCUUCCGGAGGAGAUCGACUUGCUCCUCCUGCCGGGGGGCAUCGGAACGCUGCGGGAGGUCCACAACCCGCUCUUCCAGAAGGCCAUCACGCACUUGGUGGGAAAAUCGCAGCGGGUCAUGACCGUGUGCACGGGCAGCGCCAUCCUGGCCUCGCAGGGCUUGCUGGACGGCAUCAAGGCCACCACGAACAAAAUCGCCUUCGACCUCAUGGCUCGAUUCGGGCCAUCGGCCCGCUGGGUGCCGGAGGCGCGUUGGGUCGCGGACGGGAAGUUUUGGACCUCCAGCGGGGUCUCGGCAGGCACGGACCUGUCUCUGGCAAUCAUUCGGGAGCUGUUGGGGCGAGAGACGGCUAUACAGGCCGCAACUCGAGCAGAAUACCUGUGGCAACCCGAUGACGAUGGCAGCCGCGAUCCAUUCACGGGGUGCAUCCCAAAGCAGACCUUUGGUCAACGACUGUUGACGGGCGUACAGAAGGCUGUGAUGCAAUUCGUUUUCUGUUUUGGCUUUGCGCUGGGCUGCAAGAUGCAGAUUACCCGCAAAGUCCAUCGCGACUGGGUGAGCUUGAACAUGCUGGGGCAACAUGGGGAUUGGGCACAUUUGAUCUCCGGCAAGCGGCCGGAUGCGGUGGCGACCAAGAUCCUGAACAGCUUCCCCAUGUUCGGAGUGCUUCGGAGGCAUCCGCCGCCGAAGGAUGACCAGCUGAAGGUCUUGCAGAGGCUGCUGGCAAAGAACGGCAUUCACGACUUUAACUUCGGCAGUAACAAGGAGCUCUCCGACUCACUGCAGAAGGCCGUGAAAGCCGAGGAUCCCUUCUUCAAUACUUUGGUCCGAAUCAUGACGACCAGGUGUAUGAACCAGGCCGUCUAUUUCUGCACGGGUGAAGUGCAGCCGGCGCUCUACAGCCACUACGGCCUGGCCAUGGAGCGCUACACGCACUUCACAUCGCCGAUCCGUCGCUACGCCGAUGUCUUGGCGCAUCGGUUGCUGGCCGCCUCCCUGGGACUGAUACCCUUGCCGGAGCAGCUGCAGUCCAAGGUGAAGCAUCGCAUGUCGCAGUUUGCUAGCCGAGCGUCGGCGGACUUGCACACUUUCAUGUUCUUCAACAAGAAGGGCCAGCAGUCCGCAGAGGCCGUGGUCACCCGAAUACGUCGAUCCGGGAUGCAGGUCAACGUGCCCCGUUACGGCAUCGAAGGCGUUGUGGCUGUGUCGGAGGAGGAGUGGGAGGUGCGUGAGGAGGAGCAGUGCAUCCUGAGCAAGAGCCAGGCAGGUCUCCGGAUUGACAUCUUCGCACACAUCAAGGUCAACAUCGAGUCCGACAACUCCGACUUCCGGAAUCGCACUCACAUCCGCUUCGACCGCGUCAUCCUGGACUCUGAACGCGAGCAGUACGCGACUGUGGAGGCCGCGAGGAAGCAGGUCCAGGAAGAGAUGUUCCCUGACUUGAUUGAGCGCGAGGCCAACUAA
Molecule: messenger RNA, 4671 nt
Organism: Symbiodinium necroappetens
Lineage: Eukaryota; Dinophyceae; Suessiales; Symbiodiniaceae
Source: the annotation of a GenBank genome assembly